AUUCUCUUUUAUAAGCACCAACACCAUUACCACUCUCUCCACACUCCAUUUCGAUGGCCACAGAUGCCUCCCCGAAAUUCCGUGGUGUGCCGCAAUCCCCCGAGUUCCAUACUGCAAUAUCGGUAUCGCCGCCGACCCACGACGGCCUCGAGUUCUGGCAGUUCAUGAUUGCCGGUUCCAUAGCCGGCUCGGUUGAACACAUGGCGAUGUUUCCGGUUGAUACUCUGAAAACCAGGAUGCAGGCCCUUGGUGCAGGCUCUUGCGCGGUUCAACCGGUCGGAGUCCGGCAAGCACUCGGCUCGAUUUUGAGGAUCGAGGGCACUGCUGGGCUCUACCGCGGUAUCGGAGCAAUGGGGCUCGGCGCAGGACCGGCCCACGCAGUGUACUUUUCAGUGUAUGAGUUCUGCAAAGAGGCUUUUUCGGGUGGGAAUCCGAAUAACUCGGCUGCUCACGCCGUGUCGGGGGUAUUUGCGACGGUAGCGAGCGAUGCCGUGAUAACACCGAUGGAUAUGGUGAAGCAGAGGUUGCAGUUGAAAAGUAGUCCUUACAAAGGUGUGGCGGACUGUGUGAAGAGGGUUUUAAUGGAGGAAGGGAUCGGAGCCUUCUACGCGUCGUAUCGAACCACGGUAGUGAUGAAUGCGCCGUUUACGGCUGUUCAUUUCUCGACUUACGAGGCUGCGAAGAGAGGUUUGAUGGAGAUAUCUCCGGAGAAUGCAGAGGAUGAGAGGUUGGUGGUUCAUGCCACCGCCGGAGCUGCUGCUGGAGCUUUGGCGGCGGCUUUGACAACUCCGCUUGAUGUUGUGAAAACUCAGCUGCAGUGCCAGGGCGUCUGUGGAUGUGAUAGAUUUUCUAGUAGUUCGAUUGGGGAUGUAAUUCAAAGCAUCGUGUCAAAGGAAGGAUAUCGAGGGCUCAUGAGAGGAUGGAUUCCCAGAAUGCUGUUCCAUGCACCUGCUGCUGCAAUCUGCUGGUCUACUUAUGAAGCAUCAAAAACCUUUUUCCAACGACUCGGGGGCAGCAACUCGUCCGUUAACUAAUGGGGGGCCGGGACAAAACCCUGUGGAAUCUGCAGACAGCUCUUUUAGGCGAUCAUGACCAAUUGGAAUUAAGAAACAGCUCCAAUUUGUAACUGCAGCAAGUAGCAUUUGAGUUGAACAUAAUCAUCAUCUUCUGAAACCCAGCCAUUUUCCAUUUCAGUGGUGCUUGUAUUUCACCCAGAAGGGUUGGGUUCAUAUGUAUAAUAUUAUAUACAUGAUGCAGAUUGUAGUGCUCAUGUCAAGUAAUUUUCAUACAAUACCAAUCACGGUGGGAUUACUGGUUGUAACCCACAUGUAUUUGGCUAUUUACCAAUAAAAAGAUUGGCUACUUCUUAA
Messenger RNA from Juglans regia (Persian walnut), 1370 nucleotides. Its product is annotated as mitoferrin-like. The transcript has 2 exons. The record is from RefSeq and is a predicted model, not a curated record. The coding region runs from base 54 to 1034 and encodes 326 amino acids. NCBI's taxonomy places the organism in Eukaryota, Viridiplantae, Streptophyta, Magnoliopsida, Fagales, Juglandaceae. Gene Ontology annotation, cellular component: mitochondrial membrane. Gene Ontology annotation, molecular function: ferrous iron transmembrane transporter activity. Gene Ontology annotation, biological process: iron import into the mitochondrion.